Messenger RNA from Chaetura pelagica (chimney swift), 1366 nucleotides. RefSeq names its product cyclin-dependent kinase 6 (gene CDK6). Gene Ontology annotation, biological process: regulation of gene expression; regulation of G2/M transition of mitotic cell cycle; protein phosphorylation. Bases 1 to 981 code for a protein of 326 amino acids. The transcript is spliced from 7 exons. Lineage: Eukaryota; Metazoa; Chordata; Aves; Apodiformes; Apodidae. The record is from RefSeq and is a predicted model, not a curated record. Gene Ontology annotation, cellular component: cytoplasm; cyclin-dependent protein kinase holoenzyme complex; nucleus. Gene Ontology annotation, molecular function: cyclin-dependent protein serine/threonine kinase activity; cyclin binding; ATP binding.
AUGGAUAAGGACAGCACAAACCUGGCUGACCAGCAGUAUGAAUGCGUGGCUGAGAUUGGGGAAGGAGCCUACGGGAAGGUGUUCAAAGCCCGAGACUUGAAGAACGGAGGCCGCUUUGUUGCGCUGAAGCGGGUGCGGGUGCAGACCAGCGAAGAGGGGAUGCCACUGUCCACCAUCCGAGAGGUGGCAGUUCUGAGGCACCUGGAGACGUUCGAGCACCCCAAUGUGGUCAGGUUGUUUGAUGUGUGCACUGUGUCACGAACAGACAGAGAGACCAAGUUAACAUUAGUAUUUGAACAUGUGGAUCAAGACUUGACUACUUACUUGGAUAAAGUUCCAGAGCCUGGAGUGCCUACUGAAACUAUAAAGGAUAUGAUGCUUCAGCUGUUUCGGGGAUUGGAUUUUUUGCAUUCACAUCGUGUGGUGCAUCGGGACCUGAAACCCCAAAAUAUCCUUGUAACCAGCAGCGGGCAGAUAAAGUUAGCUGACUUUGGCCUUGCACGAAUCUACAGUUUUCAGAUGGCUCUUACUUCAGUGGUUGUUACUUUGUGGUAUAGAGCUCCUGAAGUUUUACUUCAGUCCAGCUAUGCAACACCAGUUGAUCUUUGGAGUGUUGGCUGCAUAUUUGCAGAAAUGUUCCGUCGAAAACCACUCUUCCGUGGAAAUUCAGAUGUUGAUCAGCUAGGAAAAAUCUUUGAUAUAAUUGGGCUCCCUGAAGAAGAAGACUGGCCUAAUGACGUUGCCCUUCCACGAAAUGCUUUCACUUCCAGACCUGCACAACCUAUUGAAAAAUUUGUACCAGAUAUUGAUGAACUGGGCAAAGACUUGCUUCUUAAAUGCUUAGCGUUCAAUCCAGCCAAGAGGAUAUCUGCCUAUGUUGCUCUCUCUCACCCAUAUUUCCAUGAUUUGGAGAAAUGCAAGGAGAAUCUGGACUCUCACAUGUCAUCCAGCCAAAACUCCAGUGAGGUGAAUGCAUCAUAAUGCUGACUGAAGAUGAACCAUAAAUGAACAAGAUGUGUAGCUGACAAGGCCGCUGUCCCUUACAAGCCACAUAGCUGUUCUAGCGGAGAUAAUUAUUUGGAGGUUCUAUGCACUUAUCUUUUCUUUUGGGAUUAUGAUGUGCUUAUCCAAGGAAAUCAGUGUAGUUUACUUUCCUCAGAUCAACACAAAGGCCAGGGCUUUGACCUGCUCCCAUUGCAGCUUUAUGUUUGUUUUGUUUUUGUUUCAUUACCUACCUGGGAAAAUUCCACAUGAAGAGAAGCUGCUGACCAGUUUUGCUGCCAUUUUAUCUGUUUAUUAUUGAAUGCUGCCAGUGUGGAGUAGGCUGAUCAAGUCACUGCCAAAACAUGAUGCAAUUGCUCUCUCU